AUGCAAACAUUUGUUUAUGAUCGCAACUCAAAACUAUCACACGGUACAAAAAUUUCGGUUAAUAAUAUGAAAACACCAUAUGCAUCGACAUCUGUCAAAGUAGUUAACGAAGAUUGUCUUAUUAUUUAUCAGAAAUUAGUUUCGGAAGGACGUCGACUUUUAUUACUAAAUAUGACCAAUCAAGCUAGUCCUGGAGGAGGUUAUAGAAAAGGUGGUGGAGCACAGGAGGAAAAUGUUUUUCGUCGAUCAAAUUAUUACCAAAGUCUUGAUGCAGAAAUAACUGAUAAGGAUCGAUCAGAACGACUACAUUGCAAUGAUAAAUGUGAGCUCAAACAAAUAUCAAAAAGUGAUAGUUUCUAUCCGAUGGAUGAUUUUGGAGCGAUUUACACAACUGGUAUUACGGUGUUUCGACAAACAGAAGUCAAUGGUUAUGCGUACAUAAAAGCUCCAUUAUUUAAUGUUUGUGCUAUUGCCAUGGCUGUUCAUCGAGACCCUAAAUUACAAAAUAAUAGAACAUUAGAAAAUAAAUUUGCUGUUAAUACACAAAAAAAGGUUGAAAACAUUUUUGCAAUUGCACAUUAUCAUAAACAUGAUUGCCUCGUUUUAUCGGCUCUUGGUUGUGGUGCUUUUAAGAAUCCACCUGGUCAUAUCGCUUCUAUUUUUAAAUCUGUUAUCUUACAAUAUGUGGGACUUUUUAAUAUUAUUUAUUUUGCUAUUGUUGACGAUCAAAUGCAGGCAAUAAAAUUAAUCCACAGGGAAAUUUUCUUCCAUUCAAAGAAUUUUGAAUUUUUGUAA
Messenger RNA from Didymodactylos carnosus, 795 nucleotides. NCBI's taxonomy places the organism in Eukaryota, Metazoa, Rotifera, Eurotatoria, Philodinida, Philodinidae. The record is from the annotation of a GenBank genome assembly.